Molecule: messenger RNA, 14740 nt
Organism: Pelodiscus sinensis (Chinese soft-shelled turtle)
Lineage: Eukaryota; Metazoa; Chordata; Testudines; Trionychidae
Gene: HIPK2
Product: homeodomain interacting protein kinase 2
Biological process (GO): intrinsic apoptotic signaling pathway in response to DNA damage by p53 class mediator; smoothened signaling pathway; peptidyl-serine phosphorylation
Cellular component (GO): cytoplasm; PML body; nucleus
Molecular function (GO): ATP binding; transcription coactivator activity; transcription corepressor activity
Source: RefSeq, a predicted model, not a curated record
CUCAGUAGAGGGUUUCUGUCUCUCCUCUCUCUCUCUCUCCUUCUGGGAAACUGCGAUCAGUGCCAUCGGCAUUUGAUUAUUUGCAAACUCCUUUUGCUUUUUUUCCCCUCUCCCCCUCUCUGUCUCUGUCUCGCUCUCGUUCUCGCCUCCAAUGCAACUUUUGCAGAAACCCCCAACACACACAGACAUGUUGAGCUGAGAGCUAGGGGGAUCGGCCGAGUCCCCCCUCCCCGACCCCAAAGUCCCAAAUCUGGGGGGGGCUCUGACCACCUCCCCCACCCUUGACUUGUCCACUGUGCAUCGACCUCCCCAUACACACGCACCUUUUUCACUCCCUGCUCCUUUUUUUGGUGUUGUUUUUGUUAGAUGGACAGGAUCAAGGUUGGAUUUUUCUGUCUCUCCCCCGAUGAAGUGAGGCGGUGAUGCAGGAGGCUGGCAGCUUCGACUAUACGGAGAGACACAGGCUCAAGAUGGCAGAUUUGUAUUGAGUUUGGGGGGCUGAGAUCUCGCUUCAUAUUUUUAAUGUUUUAAUAUUUUUUUGCCAUGAAUAACACAUCAUUGCACCGAUGGCCCCUAUGUACGAAGGUAUGGCCUCACAUGUGCAAGUAUUCUCCCCUCACACCCUUCAAUCAAGUGCCUUCUGUAGUGUGAAGAAACUGAAAGUGGAACCGAGUUCUAACUGGGAUAUGACCGGGUACGGCACACAUAGCAAAGUCUACAGCCAGACCAAGAACUUGCAAUCUUCUCAAGCAGCAGCAGCAGCAGUCAAUGCCUCCCUCCAGAUUCCCAACCCCAGUAUCCCUUACGAACAGACCAUCAUCUUUCCAGCAAGCACAGGGCACAUUGUGGUGACAUCUGCCAGCAGCACUUCCGGUGUGGUUGCAGUGUCUGGGCAAGCAUUGGGCGGACCUCACAACCUGAUGCGUCGAAGCACUGUGAGCCUUCUGGACACCUACCAAAAAUGUGGACUUAAACGUAAGAGUGAGGAAAUUGAGAACACAAGCAGCGUACAGAUAAUUGAAGAGCAUCCACCAAUGAUUCAGAAUAAUGCCAGUGGGGCCACUGUAGCCACUGCCACCACAUCCACUGCCACAUCCAAAAACAGUGGCUCCAACAGCGAAGGGGAUUACCAGCUGGUGCAACAUGAAGUGCUAUGUUCCAUGACCAACACAUAUGAAGUAUUAGAAUUUCUUGGCCGGGGAACCUUUGGGCAAGUGGUCAAAUGCUGGAAACGUGGCACUAAUGAGAUUGUAGCUAUCAAGAUCCUGAAGAACCAUCCUUCCUAUGCCCGACAAGGUCAGAUUGAAGUGAGCAUCCUGGCCCGGCUGAGCACAGAAAGUGCAGAUGAUUACAACUUUGUCCGAGCCUAUGAAUGCUUCCAGCACAAAAAUCACACUUGCUUGGUCUUUGAAAUGUUGGAGCAGAACCUUUAUGAUUUUCUAAAGCAAAACAAAUUCAGCCCAUUGCCCCUUAAGUACAUCCGGCCAAUCCUCCAGCAAGUAGCAACAGCCCUAAUGAAGCUGAAAAGCUUGGGACUGAUUCAUGCAGAUCUCAAGCCAGAGAACAUCAUGUUGGUAGAUCCAUCCCGACAACCAUACAGAGUCAAAGUCAUAGACUUUGGUUCAGCUAGCCAUGUGUCUAAAGCUGUGUGUUCAACCUACCUUCAAUCCAGAUAUUACAGAGCCCCUGAAAUCAUCCUUGGUUUACCAUUCUGUGAAGCAAUUGACAUGUGGUCACUGGGAUGUGUCAUUGCAGAGCUGUUCUUGGGCUGGCCUUUAUACCCAGGGGCUUCAGAAUACGAUCAGAUUCGCUAUAUUUCACAGACACAGGGUUUACCAGCAGAGUAUUUGUUAAGUUCAGGGACAAAGACAACAAGAUUUUUCAACAGGGAUACAGACUCGCCGUAUCCAUUGUGGAGGCUAAAGACACCAGAUGAUCAUGAGGCAGAAACAGGGAUUAAGUCGAAGGAAGCAAGGAAGUACAUUUUCAACUGUUUAGAUGAUAUGGCACAGGUGAAUAUGACAACAGAUUUAGAAGGAAGUGAUAUGUUGGUGGAAAAGGCAGACCGGCGGGAGUUUAUAGAUCUGUUAAAGAAGAUGUUGACUAUAGAUGCGGAUAAGAGGAUAACUCCAAUUGAAACACUAAACCAUCCCUUUGUCACCAUGACGCACUUGCUCGAUUUUCCCCAUAGCACACAUGUCAAGUCCUGUUUCCAGAACAUGGAGAUUUGCAAGCGGCGGGUGAACAUGUAUGACACAGUAAACCAGAGCAAGACGCCAUUCAUCACCCAUGUGGCCCCGAGCACAUCAACCAACCUGACCAUGACCUUUAACAACCAGCUCAACACUGUCCACAACCAGGCCACCAACCUGGCUCCCACCUCCACCAGUGCCACUAUUUCUUUAGCCAACCCUGAAGUCUCCAUACUAAACUACCAAUCUGCACUCUACCAGCCUUCAGCAGCAUCCAUGGCCGCAGUGGCCCAGCGGAGCAUGCCCCUGCAGACAGGAACGGCGCAGAUCUGUGCCCGGCCUGACCCCUUCCAGCAAGCCCUCAUCGUCUGCCCUCCAGGCUUUCAAGGAUUACAAGCCUCCCCUUCAAAGCAUGCUGGGUAUUCUGUACGGAUGGAGAACGCUGUUCCGAUUGUCACUCAGGCUCCUGGGGCCCAGCCUCUUCAGAUCCAGCCAGGUCUCCUCGCACAGCAGGCCUGGCCUAGUGGGACCCAGCAGAUUCUGCUCCCUCCAGCCUGGCAGCAGUUAACUGGAGUAGCCACCCACACCUCAGUCCAGCAUGCGACUGUCAUACCGGAGACCAUGGCAGGGACCCAGCCACUGGCAGACUGGAGAAACACACACGCUCACGGCAGCCAUUAUAAUCCCAUCAUGCAACAGCCCGCGCUCUUAGCUAGUCAUGUGACUCUUCCAGCAGCACAGCCCUUGAAUGUGGGUGUGGCUCAUGUCAUGAGGCAACAGCCAACCAGCACCACUUCCUCCAGGAAGAACAAGCAGCACCAGUCAUCUACAAGAAACGUGUCCACAUACGAGGUUUCAUCCUCUCAGGCCAUCAGCUCCCCUCAGCGGUCAAAACGCGUGAAGGAGAACACCCCCCCUCGCUGUGCCAUGGUGCACAACAGCCCCGCCUGCGGCACUUCUGUCACGUGUGGGUGGGGAGAUGUGGCUUCCAGCACCACGCGGGAGCGGCAGCGGCAGACGAUAAUCAUCCCUGACACACCCAGCCCUGCAGUCAGUGUCAUCACUAUCAGCAGUGACACAGAUGAAGAAGAAGAACAGAAACAUGCGCCCACCAGCACCCUAUCCAAGCAAAGAAAAAACGUCAUCAGCUGCGUCACUGUGCACGAUUCUCCCUACUCCGAUUCCUCCAGUAACAACAGCCCUUAUUCAGUGCAGCACCGUGGGGCACACAAUAAUGGGAACACGUAUGAUACAAAAGGGGUACCAGAGACCCACUGCAGCGGGAAUCCCCGGACUAUAAUUGUGCCACCGCUGAAAACCCAGGCCAGUGAGGUGUUGGUAGAAUGCGAUAGCCUGGUACCAGUCCCCACCAGUCACCACUCAUCCUCUUAUAAGUCCAAGUCCUCCAACAUCAUGACCUCCACCAGCGGUCACUCUUCAGGGAGCUCGUCUGGAGCCAUUGCCUAUAGGCAGCAGCGGCCAGGACCACAUUUCCAGCAGCAGCAGCCUCUUAAUCUCAGCCAGGCCCAGCAGCACAUCGCGACUGAUCGCACAGGGAGUCACCGGCGACAGCAAGCCUACAUCACUCCUACAAUAGCUCAGGCUCCGUACUCCUUCCCACACAAUAGUCCCAGCCAUGGUACGGUUCACCCCCACCUGGCUGCGGCUGCAGCGGCUCACCUCCCUACCCAGCCCCACCUCUACACGUACACCGCCCCCGCUGCUCUGGGCUCCACAGGCACCGUUGCUCAUCUGGUGGCCUCCCAAGGGUCCGCUCGUCAUGCUGUGCAACACACCACUUACCCAGCCAGCAUCGUCCACCAGGUUCCUGUCAGCAUGGGCCCUCGGGUUCUGCCAUCACCCACCAUCCACCCAAGCCAGUACCAGGCUCAGUUUGCCCACCAGACCUAUAUCAGUGCUUCUCCUGCUUCUACAGUCUACACUGGAUACCCGCUGAGCCCCACCAAGGUCAACCAGUACCCUUACAUCUAAACACUGGAAUAAAAGAGAGCGAAAGAGAAAUCUACAAAGAGGGAGUGAGGUGGCUGUUUUUAUACUGAAGAACAUGACAAACAAUGCAAUAGGAGGCUCACUUGAAACUUGAACGAAGGAGACUUUAAGGGACAAAUGAGGAAGAAAAGGAGAGAACUAAUUCUACACUUUUUAUUUAAAAAAAAAAGAAAAAGGAAAAAAAAGAGUGAGAAAAAUAAAAACACAAAAUACAAAACCAUUCUGCACCAAACUGUUGGGAAGUGGGGGGAGGGGAAAGGACCAACAGCUGGGUCCUGUUUUUGGAGAACUUCAUCAAUAGACUUUUAAAGAUUAUUUUCAUCUGAUAAUGAGCUACAUUUAGGAAUUUGUUGUCCAGAACACCUAAAACAAAAUCCAUUCGGUUUUUCACUCAGUAAAUCUACAAUUCAGGGAUUUAUCCAGAAUUUCAAAGGGAUAAUGCCCCAUUUUUGCACUGGUCUCUGUAACCCAAAGGUAUGUAACGUGUUUUCCACGGGGAAAGUAAAUGGAGCAUUACAGACAGGGAUGAAGGAGGGGCAAGGAGGGAUUGUUCCACCACUCCAGAUUUCAAACCAAGCAUUGAUAUGCUUAAAAUGCAUACACACAAAGCAGAAUACAUAACAUUUGAGAAGAUCAGAAGCAUUUGGGGCUAUUUCCCCUUUCUGUGAGCACCCUGGAUAAAUCCCUGAGAGGGGUUAUUCUUAAAAAAUGUCUUUAAUAGUGUAUGUUGGAUUUCAGUUUCUUUGUUUUAUUUUAUUUGGAAAUUUUCUUUCUAAUCCCUAGCUAUUUUAGCGUAGGAGUAGAAAAUUUAGCUGGCCCCUUGGUAGAAUGUAGCACUAUACAGUACGUACACCCAUUUUACUACAUUGUGUUGAACUUCAAUGAUACCAAUAGACUUCCUCAAUGUGAUUGCACAAAAACAAAACAAAAAAAAAAGGAAAAAAAAAAGAUAUUACAUAGGCAUGUAACAAAUGUGAUUGUCCAGGUAUGUAUGCGUGUGUGCGUGCGCGCAGAUGCUGCCUUUUCUCUGUGGUGUUUUCCUCAGCACAGCCAUUACAACUGUCACAGUCUUAGUUUUACAUCAUUCCCUCGUAGUGCCUUACCGAACUACAAAUGCGGUUUAAGGGUUUACUUCCACUGGUACUCCUAGAAACUGACUGAGGCUAGUCAGAAUUUAAUCUGAGCUUUUUUUUUUUUUUGCGGUGGUGUUGAUUUUCUUCUUCUAGGUUAUUUUUCCACUUCUGUUGUUGCUCUUUGGCCAUUUGCCAAUGUGCAGUUGUUGGGAAGGCUUAGAGGAUGGAAGGACAUGCACCCAGAUAUCUGUUUAACAUUGUAUGGACUAGCAGUGACCAGAUUGGUCAGAAGACUCUAGUGUCGCUUCCCAAAGGAUCUAAGGUUUUGUUUGAAGGUCUGCUUCCCCCCCCCCCUUGGAAUAAAAAAUUUCCCCAUCUGAAGUUUAAUUCUCAUUCUGCAGUUUGGUAAAAUUCUUAGGGAUUGAAAGGAGAGAUUCCUCCCAUCUUUCCUCUACAAAUAUCUAGAGUGUUACAUUGCCCAAGUACUGUGUCUGAGAGAAGGGGGAAUGAGGAUUUGAUCCAGGAGAGGGGCAAUGCUUAAGGAUGCUUCUAUUAGAAUUUCAUAGAUGGUGGGGUGGAGGGAGAAGAGAAUGAGAGAAUUCAAUCUAGAGAGUCAAACUGAAGUUUCCUAAGUUAAAAGAGAAAGGUAUGAGACAUCAGGACCCUACCCAUUGUAAUGUAGUUCUGACUGUGUUCUUUCCCCCUUCCUCAUCCGACAUGUAUAAAAGUUGAAGUAAAAUACUGUUUGUAUUUGGUGAAAAAAUUCUUAUUCUGGGUCCUCAGCUCCAAAGGAACUCUGAACAGUACUUGUUUUCAGGUAGGUUUCCAAAGAGAGGCUUUCUUAGAGCUGAGAGAGUUAAUAGUGAAAAUGUGAUAAAAAAUGGGAGCACCAUUGCAUCCAUACUUAGAAUUGCUCUAAUAAACCAUGUGUAGUUGUAGGGGAAGGGAGAAGAGCCCAGUAAGAAAAAGUUUGAUGGAGUGUUCCCAUCAAACAUGAGGUCUGCAUGGCCACUUAGUGCCACUCUAGAUCUACCUGAAACUACAGCAAAGGGUGUUUUAAGGUGUGAUGCAAGAUGCUAGAAAAUAGCAGGUCAGUUGGCAGAGUGAAGAGGGAAUGAUUACCUUGGAUGGAGUUAUGGACAAGGUCUCUUUCUCUUGAGAGAGAGAAGCUGGUAAAAAAAAGACAAGCACAGCUGUAAUAUCUGGUCAUGAGCACUUGCCCUUCCGGAAGAAGGAAGGGAUGGAUCUCAGUGUGCAUAGAUUGGGCAAGAUUGAUUUAUUUUGGCAAACCAGCAAAUAUCCCUCAUCUUUGCCAUAUCAGAUUCAUGGUGUAGAUAUCCUUGCACCGUUUUAUUUUCUGUCUCUCCCUUGCUCACGCUAAACGUGACAUAAAUCAGUAUCUGAUCUCCCAGCAGUCUUUGCACCUUACAUUCUUCCUUCAGAAAGACAACCCUUUCCCAUUUAUCUAAGCUAAGAAAUUCCCCUUCCUCCCUGUAAGUUUCCGUUGCAUUCCUCUCAUAUCUCACCAUUUCAGGAAUGAAAGCGUCAUGCUGCUUGUGUCAUUAAAAGGAAUAAUAUUGUUAUUUUACUGUAUGAUUGUUCUGAUUUAUUAUUAUUAUUUUAUUAUGAUACUUUACUCUGGGUUUUAAUUGCACUUUGUUUUAUUUUUCUCUUAGUUUUAUUAUUAUUGUUGUUUUGUUAAUUUUAUUAUGAAUAGUUUCUCUUCCUCAGUGGCAUCAGGGGGGUUGCAGUGUCUGAAAACUGCAGAAAGAGAGGAAAGAUAGUUUUGUUCUGAGAUGGUAAAGGGUGCAGAGAGAACAGGCAGAGCAGGGAAGGGAUGUGCCAUGAGAGUGGCUGUGUCCUGUAGGGAUGGUGCAUUGUCCCCCAUGGAACAUGCAUUUUAUCACAAUGCCAGAAACUUUCUCUUGGAGGCAGAGACCAAACAGCAACCUAAGUCAUUUUUUAGCAUCAGAGCGAGAUUAAAAGUAUGGGAGGCCCCUGCGUUCAAAAAGUCCAGCUCAGCAUCACAUUGUAGUGGCUAAUGUUUAGUGGGGCACUUCUAUGAGACCAAGACCAGGCCAUGUCCUCAUCAGGCCUUUAAUUAAACUGAGACUGGGGCUAGUGUCAGAGCUCAAUUUCCCAGAAGGGAAAACAAAAUAGUUGGCUCCCACUCCUCAGAAGGUGUCUUAUCAACCCUCCAAGCUCGAGAACCUGAAUGGAGGAAAGAAUGCGACCCCCAGUCCAGUCACUGGAUAAACAACAUGGACAGACAUUGAAGACACAUGUUAAAACCAAACAGCAGCAAUAGCCAGGUAUCUGUCCUGUUCUUCCAUUUCUGAAGACUAAUGGUGUGUCUAUAUGAUCAAGGUAUUUGGCUUGUGAUCCCUCCUCCUUGGUGUAGCUGGUCUUUUAAUUGUCACUUAUUGAAUUUUAUUAAGUUGUUUUGUUAGAUAGAAUGAUGAUAUUUAUGUUUGGAGUUACAUCUCUCACCCUUAUUAAAGCUGUGGGCGUAGAGUGUGCAAAGGCCCUAAUUCAGUAGCACGUUGAAGCACAUGCUUGGGUGCUUUGCUGAAUAAGGAUGGACUUCAAGCGCAUUCUUAAAGUCAAAAUAUCGGGGCUGAUAAAGCAAGGAAAGGGAGAAAGGGUGGGUUUUAACCUCACUUAGCAAAAUGUUUGAUUUAUUUAUUGUGUUUUGCCUGUGCACGUCUGUCUUGUUCUUUCACUAAAGCAUUAAUCUGAUUUCUGUGGGAAGAGGGUGACAAAGCCUACUGUGAUGUGAAGGCCAGCAUUGCAAAGUGGAAGGGGCAGUUGUCUGUCCUGUUUGUGUGGAGAGAAGAGCUGUGCUAACUAUGGUUCUGAUGCCAGCAUGGUUAAGUCUAUGGGGCUGGAAGGGGCUGUAAUAAGGAUGAACAGUGUAUCUGCAGUUUGAAUUGUGUUUUUGUCGCAACGCUAAAGGUGUGGGCCGAGUUUUCUCCUGGGUAGAGAGGGGCGAAGCAAAAAAUUGCCUUUCCCUCCCAUUCUUUUUGAAAAUACAGUUUGGUAAGUGCAGUACUGUUAGCCACACAGGGGGCAGACAAUGUUAGUGGAGGAGCUAAAUUCUUGGCACACUGUCGGUGCUACACAAGUAACAAUAGCUGAAUUAUUUAGCUGGCAGAGACCUUUGAAGUUGAAAAUAGGAUUGAUGUGUUUUGGAAUGAGCUUGGGGUUCUUUGUGGGUGUGGAGCAAACUGCUUGGAAACGUGAGGGAGAAAGUAAAUGGUUCUGUACUGGAAGUAUUACUGGUGGUUCCUGGUUGGCACAGCGUAGAAGUGACCCCUUUUCCCACCACAGUGUCUUGUUUUCUUAUGAUGCUGGAAAUGGGAGAAAUGAACAGACAUUGCCUCUCUUAGAGCUGGACAUUCAAAGUGCUGCUAUGAAAUCAGAAUCUACAAAGACAUGGAGGGACUAGUUACCGUGAGCAGAACAAAACAACACAAAGGAAGAGCUAGAACUUUUCACAGUGUAAAUUGGGUCAAAUCCAGGUGUUUGAAGAAACAACCGCAAUUGCAUUCCCCUCUUUGGAUUUGCACCUGCUUAUACCGGGGCUACAUUUGAUCCUCUGGGGAAACUUUUAACUCCCUCAUUCUCUGUAGUAGUUCUGUCAAGAAACAUUCCAGCAAAGGGACACUUCUGUCUCUGUCAUUCUUUUUUUAUAUUCUCAAGGGUUUAUGCCUCAGAAUUUGGUUUGAAAGAAAUUCCAUUACCAAACUUGAAGGGAAGAUAAAAACCCUUUUCUUUCUUUAACCAAAGAAACUUAAUAAAUAAAUUUAAAUAAAGAGAAAGAGACCCUACCCAUUACAGAUUCAGAAUUAAGUUACAGGUCCACACUGUCAGACAAUAAUGACACGCUAUGGAAUUCCUUUCCUUUCCUUUUUCUUAACUAGCUUGUUGAAUGGAGAAAUUCAGUCACACUAAAAUAUUGCUGCUAUCCUAAACUUUGGGGACAUCGAAAACAUUAUGCUCCUGUCAUUAUUAUUCUUCAUAGUAAUUACAAUGUAUCUUAUCAGUGGCAACAACACGGUGUUCAGUUGUGAACUGUGUAAUGAAAAUAAGCUUCCAUAAGCUCCUCGUGCUUCUCAUUUAACUCUCCUGCCUUAGGACUCUUAGCAAUCGCUGUGUGUCAGUUUCAAUACAGCGCUGUAGCUCCUGUAAUGACAAAGCCUCUACAAAGUUGGGCAAACGCAGAAGAAUUGUUUGUAAAAGUUUUGUGCAGGUUUGUCAUGCGCUAGCAAUCAGCCCGGCCAAGGGUGUGCAGUGCUACUUACAGGCCAAGAUCCAGACCUGUGAAUGCAAGGUCCAAAUAAAUGUUCCUUAUUCAGGGAAUUCUGCAGGCAUCGGGGAAAUAAUCCUCUCCUUCCCUCACCAGUGUGACCCAGGCCCAGGGCCACUAUAGCCUCUGUACCCACUGUGUUUCCCUUCCCCUGUGGGGAGGUUUAGGCCAGUGGAGCUGUAGUUUUGUAUACUUGGGCCAUAUUCCUGUUGAUCCCCCAAUCUGCUCUGCAGUAUUGUAGAGACAGCCUCAGCUUUGCAGUGUGCAUGAUGUGUGGAGUGCUCCAAAUUCCCUCUCUAGAGUCUGGCCCUGUGCAUUAGGAUCAGUUUAAUUCCUCUGCUUUUAAGGUCUCAGUUCUUAGAGAGAGGAAAAUGGGAGGGGACCCUGUGUAUCCAGUGCUUGAGUCUGUAUGCUGUCACCAUCUGGCAGAGCUCCCUUUGAAGCCAAUAGGAAUUUUGCCUGAACGUAGACCAAGUCAAGACUACAGGACUAGGCCCUAAAGUAUCAGUCACGUGGAGCAAAACAUCCUUUAUGCCACAGUAUUUUACAGCAUAUGUGGUCACACUACUGCAAACUACAGUGUCUCGGCUUAUUGCUGUAGUGUUGUUUUUAAGACGAGGCCCAGCCCAUGCUACCUGCCCCCCGGUUCCAAGUAUAUAUAGUAUGUUGCCACUGCAUGCUGCGAUGCCAGCCCCUCAAAGGGUGCUGCUAUAUGCUAUUGCCACCCUGAAGCUGCUGAAUUGCAUCCGGCAGUGUCACUGCAGGGUUAGCAUUCAGACCAGAUGGCUGAUUUGGUCCUCGGUCCUGCAGGUACUUAUGCCCAUGAAUAACUUUACUCCUGAGAGUGAUCCCAGAGAGUUUUCAUGGAAUCACUCGCAUAUGUGAAGUUGCUCAAGUAUGUAAAUGUUUGCUGGAUGCAGCGCUAGAUAAGCAGACAAGACUGAUCUCAGCAAACACAAAAUGUUCUCAUUGGAGAAGAAAACACACGUAUUGCAUCAAGUGUGAAAUUUGAGUGGGGAAUUAGCUUGACUUUUCAGGAGUCUUAUGAAACAUACAAUGAGGCUUUGCUUUCUGCAUCUCUAGAAUCAGAUUGAACUUUACAUUUUUCACAUACGGGUUAGCUUGUCCUUCCAAUUUUAGCAGUGCUGCUAUAACAAACUCUUCAUGUGUGUAUGAAGAUAGAAGUUUUUGUUUUUAAUCUUUUGCUUGUCAUAGUUAAUCCAAGAAAGGCAAUACUAAAGGUAUAUUUUUUCCAAAAAUGAUAUUUUUACUGCACUGAUAAAUAUUGUGACAUCUCUGAUCUUAACUUUUUAGCUGCAGGGGGAAUUAUGUGCAGCAUCACAUAGAACUUGUAAAUACUUCUGUGGGGGGGUCUGACAGCCAGGGAAUUUUUCUUUCAUAAAAAAUAAAAAUAAAAAUAGAAAGGUUUCUUCAUUGAAAUGGAAAGAGAUGGCCAACUAUUCUGAGAGCAAAAGAAAAGUGUAUUCCACUUUCAGAACAUGGCCAAGGAGCUUUUGCAGUGCUGGCAUAGAGUUGAUGAUCAUGCAGAUGUGUUUUGAUUUUUCUUCCCCAGCAUAUUGAUUUGAAAAGUUUAAGGAAGUUAGAAAAACUUUGGUCUGGAAUUCUGAUCAGAAAUGUUAUUCAUCAGCCACAUGGUACCUCUUAGGGUUUUUUUAUAUUUUGUUUUUUAAUUAAUCUUUUAACGACUGGUUCCAGGAUUGCUUGCCAAGGUUCUAGGUUGGUCUAUAUGUGUUCUAAUCUUAUCUACUGUUCUAGAACUCAUUGACUCCAUUGGAAGCAAACCCACCUGAUCAGGAUUCUGGAUUUUGAUUGGUUUAAAGGGUAUUCUAGAGUUAUGGUAGAAUACCUUCCAUUUUUUAAAGAAGGAUUUAGAUACACUUAUCUUAUACAAACUGUGACCUAUUGGCAAUAAUUACCUCAAAUGUGGGCAUUCAUCCUGGUUUUAGCCUUUUUGAAAACAUGUAGCCAGCUUGAACUUGGGAUUCAAAGACUAUAAACUCUGUCUGGGCGGAAUAAUGAUAAAUGCCCACCCUGGUCAUUGUUGCUUAACUGAAUUCUGAAGACAGUGAUUCUUUAAAACAACAACAACAAAAAACCCCAAGGAAUAGAUUACUCUUUUAUGUAUUGUAUUCAAUUGUUAAAAUGCACAUGUAAGUAUGUAUGUUUAUAGCUACUGUAAAAUGCUUUGGCCUUCUAGAAGAUAUUUAAUGAGUCACAUUUUAAACCAAUAUGAACUGAAUAAUAGACUGUGGCUACUUAAACAGUUUUCUGGCUACAUUUUAUAGUUAUUACAGUGUUUUAUAGUUUACAUUUAAACUGGUACUUUUUAAGGGAAAUUUCUGUUUCUAAAUUUCACCUUCAAAAACUCAAUACAGCUGCCUCUUUUUUUUUUAAUUUUGCCCUUUCAAAAAAUGAAAAGUACAGAUGUGUCUUUAUUGUGUCUGUUUUGAGAUAUAACAUAGUAUUGGAAAGUGAGUUCAGAUCAAACAAUCCGCCUUGUUCCAAAGUAUGGUUAUGAAACCACUCCACACAUAUUGAAGUAUAAUCCAACACGAGCCAUUUAUUUUUUAAUAACAAACUUUAAUGAAUCUCCUUGGGUUGAAACAUGGAGCAAAAUACUUCCAAAUCAACUAUCCUCUGUAGGACUUGGAUGAAGAUACCUGUGUAAUGAGAAUGAAGGAUAUUCAGAGGAAGGGAUGUACUGUAUUGUUCGUAACUCAUUAUCUGAACUAUUGAUUCCUGAGCUAAUGAAUCCCUUUUUGGCUUUUUAUUUUUGCUUUUUGACAGCCACUCUAAGAGGCAAUGCUGUGAUUUGGCUUUCGUUCUGUUCACCCCUUUAUGCAAGUGACACCACCCUAGAAAUAUUCUGAACUAGUGAACUAAAUACAAAGUCCAUUGACCCAUCUCUCUGCAAACUUCAUUAGCAAAAGGUAGUACCCUUUGGUGCUGUUUGAUUAUUAUGGGUUGUAGUGUAUUUUAUAUUUUGACGUAACCCCUUUUUAUCAGUCUCACUUCACCAUGAGUAUCUGUCUAGUUUUUGUCUUUGUUUUCUUUCAGUUGAGUAACCAGUGAACACAGUGGAAUCUCUGCUGGGCAAAGCGGCAUUUUUAGAUAACAAAAGUACUUGAUUUGGCAUUUUAAAAAUACCUGUCUGAGGAACUGAGCUUCAGCUGUGGAGCUCAUUAAUAUCAGCAAAGCUCCCUGCAUCUUUCAGUGAGGCCUGACCCAGCUACACUGUUGAUCCUGGCAACUGAAUGAGUUACUGGAAAGCAACAGUGAUCCUUCAUUGGUAGGCCCUUAUGCUGCUCACAUUGAAAUCACUGUCAGAGCUCCCUAUUGAGUUCAAUGGGAGCAGAAUGGGUCCCUAGCCCUUGCUCCCCUCCCCCCCAGUAGCUCCAGUCAUUGCUAAGUACUCUCACUGUAGCUCCCAUUAACAAAGCGAUAAACUUAUCAAGACUGGGGUUGCCAUUUGGUGAAUUAAAUAGAGGACUCUUAGCAGCCCAUGGGCAAACUGGAAAAUGUCCAUCCCCUAAUAAGCCACGGUCACAGACUCAACAGCCUGUUCUGACUCUUUAUGGCAUGAGCCAGCCCUGGAAAUACCAGCUCACUGGGUUGAAGGAGUUUUUUUAAUACUUUGGCUUGGAACUUGAAAAGCAAGGAGGGGUUUCUAAUACUGGCAAUGUGCAUCCCUUACAAUCUGAAUGGUUACAUAUAGCACUUCAAAAGGGAAGUCCAACAUUUUGCAAUGCUUCCACAUUUGGUGGUUACACACAACACUUCUGUCUUCUUUGUUCCUUAUUUGUUUGGUUUUGGCUUUUUUGUGUUCUUAAAAUACUUCCAUGGAUAUUCCAGGGCACAGCCAUUUCAGAUGUAGAAAGUAUUCAUCAUCCCAUGUGUUUCACCAAUAAACAAACAAGGCAUUUUUGGGUAUCAGAUUCUACUUGACAGAAUUGGAAUGUCGCUUGUGUAUUCUAUAGCAAACCAAAUUUCUGAAAAGACAGGAAGUAUAAUGAAUAGCUUUAUUAAAAGGAGAGUGAGUGAAAGAGAGAGAGUGAGAGAGAGAAAGCAAGAAAGGGGCAUCUUGGAAGGUGAAGAAUCCAGGGUAGCUAAUUAAAAUUAAGAAGUGAAACAGUAUUUUUUUUUUAAAUAGUGAAAUCCUAUUAUGAAAGGGAGAAAGAGAAUGAUUUAUACCUUUUGACUGUCCACGAACCCAAAGUACUCUGAAUGGAAAGUGGAAAUUAGUAUAUACUGUGCCAGAAUUGUAAAGAGGAAGAAAGGAAAAAAACACAAACAUAUCAAAAAUGCAAGGGAAAAAGAUGCCCUCUGGCCCCCCAUGUAGUAUCUUGAAUGGUUCUUUCUCUGGAGUGUCAUCUCAGCCCAGUAAACCCAUGAAAGCCCUGAUCUAUUGUGUUCCUCCACUGUAUGGUUUCUGUAAUCUGAGUGUUAAUCUUCGUGAAAAUUGUAUGCAACAGUAUUUUCUUGUGUACUGCUUUUUUCCUAUGUGAAUUGUCCCUCUUUUUUUCUUUUUCUUUUUCCUUUUUGUCUUUCUUCUCCCUUCCCUUUUUUGGGUAAAUAUGUAUUUCUUCUUUUAAAAAAACAAACAAACUGAUGUGUUGUAGACCUAUAUGUAACCUAUUCCUUAGUCUCAUAUUAUAGGUAUGUUAUAAGAAUGGAUAUUUUACUUGGCUUUAGAAUGUUUUACAAGAAAACUAAUUCUUAACCAAUCAAGUUCUUGCUACUAAAAAAAAAUGCUUGUGUUUUUCAUCAUGACGUUGUGUGCUUCUAAUUAAUAAUCAUUUUCGUUGUAGAAAAAUGGAGUGAAUUUAUAUUAGUCUUGGAAACUAAUAAUAGCAUUGUAAAUUUAUGAGAUGAUUUUAACAGAAAAUACAUUAUAGAAGAAUAUAGUUAUUUUAAUUGUAAUAUUACUAACUGUAGGGUGAGAAAGGAGGUCCCGUUGUGGUGAACUAUGUUAUAGCUUGUUAUUCACGGUUUCUUUUUGAUCAUUUUUUCGGUCUCUGAGGUGAAACGAGUUAUUAAUCAGAAUUUGUAAACUCACAUAUGCAUAUUGUAUAUGUGUAGAAAUGUAAUCACACUUUGUCUUGGAAUUACAUUAAACUGUUUUAAGUCACUGCAAA